GGUGCGGGCAGCGCGGCCUCUCCCGCUCCUCCCGCUGCCCCCGGGCCUUCCCCAGGGCCUCCCCCCCUUCCCCGGGCCUCCCCCCGGGGCUCCCCCCGCUCCCCCCCGCUCCCCGCCGCCAUGUUCCUCACACGCUCCGAGUACGACCGGGGGGUGAACACUUUUUCUCCAGAGGGGAGGCUCUUCCAAGUGGAGUAUGCCAUCGAGGCCAUCAAGCUGGGUUCCACAGCCAUUGGGAUCCAGACCUCGGAGGGAGUCUGCCUGGCAGUGGAGAAGAGGAUCACCUCCCCCCUGAUGGAGCCCAGCAGCAUUGAGAAAAUCGUGGAGAUUGAUUCCCACAUUGGCUGUGCCAUGAGUGGGUUGAUAGCUGAUGCAAAGACAUUGAUUGAUAAAGCAAGAGUGGAGACUCAGAAUCACUGGUUCACCUACAACGAAACCAUGACAGUGGAGAGUGUGACACAGGCUGUGUCCAACCUGGCCCUGCAGUUUGGGGAGGAGGAUGCAGACCCAGGGGCCAUGUCUCGUCCUUUUGGUGUUGCACUCUUGUUUGGAGGAGUUGAUGAGAAGGGACCUCAGCUGUUUCACAUGGACCCCUCGGGCACCUUCGUGCAGUGCGAUGCCAGAGCCAUCGGCUCUGCCUCGGAAGGAGCUCAGAGCUCUCUGCAGGAGGUGUACCACAAGUCCAUGACACUGAAAGAAGCCAUCAAAUCAUCCCUGGUCAUCCUGAAACAAGUGAUGGAGGAGAAACUGAAUGCCACCAACAUCGAGUUGGCCACGGUGGAGCCUGGGAUGAAGUUCCACAUGUACACCAAGGAGGAGCUGGAGGAGGUCAUCAAGGAUAUCUGAAGAGGAGAGAAACUCCCUCAAAAGCUCAUUCCCCCCCCACCCCUCCCCAGCUCCGGCUCGGGUCCUGCCAGUGUCCAGAGUUCCUUUUCCAGCAGCAUCAGUAAUGGCUCUGAGCAGAUUUUUUACAGUUUCUGUACAUAACUGACCUGCAGUGAGGAGAGGAGAAUAAAUCCUUUUGUUACUCUA
Molecule: messenger RNA, 1032 nt
Organism: Calypte anna (Anna's hummingbird)
Lineage: Eukaryota; Metazoa; Chordata; Aves; Apodiformes; Trochilidae
Gene: PSMA5
Product: proteasome subunit alpha 5
Exons: 9
Coding region: 121-846 (241 amino acids)
Biological process (GO): proteasome-mediated ubiquitin-dependent protein catabolic process
Cellular component (GO): proteasome core complex, alpha-subunit complex; proteasome core complex; nucleus
Source: RefSeq, a predicted model, not a curated record